Guillardia theta CCMP2712 is the source of this 1062-nucleotide messenger RNA. RefSeq lists its product as hypothetical. Gene Ontology annotation, biological process: cytoskeleton organization. The transcript is spliced from 9 exons. The record is from RefSeq and is a predicted model, not a curated record. Gene Ontology annotation, molecular function: actin binding. Bases 1 to 1062 code for a protein of 353 amino acids. Lineage: Eukaryota; Cryptophyceae; Pyrenomonadales; Geminigeraceae.
AUGAUGCAUUCACUACCUGCAUCCGUGCAGAGCAACGGAGGUCUGACAAACUUGUACGCGUCUUCUCCUGGACAGUUGCAAACUUCUACGACCCACCAGGUCCCCCAGACAUUCCCGUCGAACCAGAUGCCGGCUUCGAUCUCCCAGCAGAUCUCCCACCAGACGCCCACCAGUCAAACUGCUCAGAAUAGCGUCAUCUCCACUCAGUACAUUCCGCAUCAGUCUCAGACCUUGACGGCCCCCACCAUCAGGAUCAAAGCUGAUUCCGUGUACAAGCCUGACUAUCCUCGCGAGUCCGGCGGGUUUGACUCGGCGAGCUUCUACAACGGUGUGCCUAGCGGUAUAGGAGGAGGCCGUCCUGCCACGGACUCCGGGUCUCUCGUGUCUGUGCCGGGAGGUGGACACAUCAUGCCGACGUUGGACGGUCUUGUCAUUCAGCAGGUCAAAGACAACUCCUCGCUGCGAGUUGACCCGAGAGACUACACGGGUUACAACGGAGUAGUCACCUUGGUGGACUGCAAGAACUCGAGGAUCCAAUUGGUUGGGCAAGUGAUCAAGCUCUCAUUGGGAAGAUCGGAACAUGUUGUCAUGUCUGUCGAGGCGCUCUCCGAAGCUUUCUCUGUGGACAGCAGCUCAGAUUGCACCAUCGCAAUCGCGGGAAAACUUCCUCCUGUGCAGAUCAAAUUCAGCAAGGGAAUAUCGAUUGUUGCUAUCAAGAACUUCGCGCAGGAUGUGAUUGAGACGCAUACUUGCGAGGGAAUAUCUCUUCACCCCGUGGAGACGAACUCUUCCAUGAGCGCCGAAAAGCUCUUGGCGCAGCGUCAUGACGCUGACGCUGUCUUCGUCCCGGACGGCAUCGGCGUCAUUCAGCAAUCUUCCAUGGGCUGGCAUCGAUACCAGCAUAUGUUGCAGAAGGUUGGCAUUGGCCUCCUUGUCGAGUCUGUCGUCCAGUCCGACCUCGGGUACACUUUUCCUCGGGACAGGAAGCGCCUCGUCAUCACGGAGCUGGUAGAGGGCAGCUCGGCUCAGACCUGCGGGGCAAUCAAGCCUAGCACGAGCUGA